This is a messenger RNA of Oncorhynchus tshawytscha (Chinook salmon), 1970 nucleotides long. RefSeq names its product leucine-rich repeat extensin-like protein 2. The transcript is spliced from 5 exons. The record is from RefSeq and is a predicted model, not a curated record. The coding region runs from base 583 to 1572 and encodes 329 amino acids. Lineage: Eukaryota; Metazoa; Chordata; Actinopteri; Salmoniformes; Salmonidae.
AUUGUGUCCCUCGAAACUAACGGUUUCAUUUGCCCUUUUUUAUUAACGGCUUGGUCGGGGACAGUUCCUCUGAUUUCAACACGCUGCACACAGGCUUGUAUAUAAUGUUCAGUUGCAUACCACAUGCUGUUCUAUAUUAGUGUUAUUUUCUACACAUUCUUGGCUUCAUGCUAUUGUAGGCCUAGAUUGCUUGGGUCCACUUUUGGAAAUUCUAGUUUUGCUCUGAUGAAAAGGCUGUAAGGUUUUUUCCUAACAUGGCAAUAUUUUCCCCAGGGAUACCCUGCUAUUUCUACUCAGCAGGUAAUGUUUCCUCCCAGACUUACUGCGAGUUUCCAUUUGAAGUCAGGACCUUUUAUGACUUUGCUGCUCACGUCCAGGAGUUUUUAUUCUUAAUUGGCGCCAGAGGCUCAGUAUUAAAAUAGCGUUUUAAAGGAAGGAGGAGACAAUAUUAUUGUUUCAAUGGUUUUGUGAUUCUAUUGGACAGGCACUCCCACGUCAGACUGAUUGACAUGGAGACCUGUAUUUAUCACACCUACCCUCACCGGUACAGGAAAGACAGCAGCCCAUGCACAGGUGGUCAAGAUGAUUUCUCCAUUGUGGCUGAUGGGGGCAAUAUGCUGUCUAACGUUGCUACCAGUUUGGCUGGAAGCAAAGUCUCUUCUGAAUACUAUCAAGCAGGAAGAAAUGAGCCCUGUUAGUGAUGUGAGUAUUGAUUCGGACAAGGCUCAUGGCUUCCUGACUCACUCACGACCAAAGCGCAAUGUGGAACCAAGGUGGUACAGAGGCAACCCCGACUUCCAGGCUUACUACCGCUACUACAAUAGCAUUGGACACACAGAGGGGCUGUAUGAGAUUGACCGGAUCAGGCUGCUGUACCAGCAGAUGAGGCAGCUGGAGCAUGUAUACGGCCCCAACGCCUCACACUUCCAGAACAAACUGGGAGUACCCACCAUCAAGAAGUGUGACCCGGCCAUGGACAAAAAAUGCAAAGCCCUACCCCCUCCCCCUCCUGCCCCAAUAAAAAGCACAUCUCAACCUGCUCCUGCCAUCUCCCAGGCUGACGUCAUGUACCUGUGCAAUGCCAAGGACCCCCUCUGCAAGCCCCAUAUUGUCUACCUCCCCACCGGGGCAUUGCCCGUACUGUGCGACCCCCGCUACCACCCCUCCUGCAACCUCCACAAGCUCCCUCCUCCACCACCACCCCCAAUGCUUAAAAAAUCUGCCCCACAACUACCACCAACCGCCCCAAAAAAGUCAUCUCCCCCUCCGGCCCCCAUCCACACCUACAAGGGCAUGGAGUAUGACUGCAAUCCCUACUGGGACCCAGACUGCCUGAUAGACCACCCACCCAGACCAUUCCAUGGCAAAGCUGGCCCACCCCCUCCUCCCGUUGAGGAGGAACCAGUUGAGGCCUCGCCACCCCCUGCAGCCAGCAACAAGAAAGUGGCCCAUCCCUAUCCCUACUAUGGCUACCCGUAUAACUAUAACUAUGGGCAUGAACUCUAUGAUCCAGUCCGCUUCCAGUACCCCUCACCACCUUCUGAUUCCCCUGAUGAUAGUGGUAGUGACUAGCUCAUCAAAGCUCUAAAGGCAGCUUUACUUACGCCUCAAGUGUUUUGGCAAUAAUGAAAGAAGAGUUGUUUUCCCCUGAAGAUGUAGAUUUAGAAGGAUGAUGCAGCAGAGACCAUAAUUAUAGGUAUUUGAGCUAUAAAGCAUGUAACCGUCUUAUCAAUGUGCUGGUGACGCUGUUAUGAGCAGGAGAGCAAACCUAAUUGUACAGCAAUGACCUGCAGGAGAGUGAUGCUAUAUUACAAUGAUUGGAAAUAUUACGAUGAUAAGACUGAUUUAUUACUGUCCAAUGCGCCGUUGUCUAUUCAGCAUCCAAAAUCAUUAUUCAAUUACACAAUUUUCAUAGCAAAAAAAGAAAGUAAAUAUUGACUCAUUAUGAAAAAUAAACUUUUCAAAAACGG